Messenger RNA from Caenorhabditis briggsae, 840 nucleotides. The transcript is spliced from 6 exons. NCBI's taxonomy places the organism in Eukaryota, Metazoa, Nematoda, Chromadorea, Rhabditida, Rhabditidae. The record is from RefSeq and is a predicted model, not a curated record. Bases 1 to 840 code for a protein of 279 amino acids.
AUGCUCACCGACUCAGAAAUUAUGCGCGUAUGGAAAUCUGUAUGGCCUACAUAUGACGUCACUACGUUGGAUCCGGACACUCAAAAAGUGAUCGUGGAAGUGGUUAGCAAUGAAGUUAGCCAAUCCAUGGGAUGCAUACUCAACAAGAAAACUGAAAUCAUCAAAAUGGCAAAUGAAGACGUUAAACUGGAGCUGGAUGGUUUAAAUAAUUAUGCUAUCACACUUCUAAAAAUGUUGUUUCCAGUUAACCCAAAUAACUACCCGCUUCUUUAUAGACCCGACGUGAACUUCAAUAGAGCAAGGCGUAUUGACGAACAUGUGAUGCGUCGAAACAUUUAUUUCAAGCAUUUCGUUCAAAUCAUGAAUAUGACUUGGAGUUAUCGCGCCCCAUUCAGAAAUGCCACCCAUGAGGUUAGGGAAUGGAGAAAACUCGUUUCUGAGAUGAGUAAAAUUGAUCUGGGACUGAGACUGGUUCAAUUCGACAGAGGUGACAUCGAAGACACUAAUGAGAUACUGAAAGACGGGGUUAUUGAAGCACACACCAAGUUUGGUGAUUUGCUGAAAAAUCAACCAUGCGAAUUUGACGAUUUUGUCACCAGAACAUAUGAAGACACAGUUAACAUCACAAAUCUGAGACUCCUAACUGCAAAAUAUUUGAAAGUAUUCGUAUCGGAGCAAGAAACCGCGUACGAUGCAGCUACCGCUCAACACGAGUCACUUUUGAAAGUAGUGCAUUCGGUGCGAGACCUAACAGACUUAGAUAAACUUGGAAGGAUUGUACUGCUAGAACUGGACAACCUUGAAGCCAAUAAAGAAAACCAGAGACCAGAACGUGGCUGA